CACUCUGUUUCUCUGCCCAUCUUCGACAGUCUGUCUGGUAAUCAUCCCAGAAAGCAGCAAGGCCAAGAGGUAACUAAAAGUACAAAGUGCAGAGAGAGAGAGAGAGAGAGAGGCAGAGACUGCAAUUUAAUGGAAAGAGGCACUCUGAAGAGCCUAAAUGCUGUAACUGCAACCCCUCUCCGUUCCCAUUUUUUAAGCUAUAGACCUUCUCUAAUCGCCUCUUUCUAUGGGAAUGGGGCUCAAAAACCCAAGACCAAGUUUCACCCUGCCCUCUCCUUCCAACGCCGCUCUCCGUUAUGUUCUAUGUCUGAAACAGGAAAUGGGAACUCUCUGCCUGGUGGGAUCGGCAAGGCUGUUUCUCAACUUUCUCAAAAUAAACUUCUUCAAGUGGUGUUAGUUUCUCCUCAGAUUCCUGGAAAUGUAGGUUGCAUUGCAAGAACAUGCGCAGCAUCAGCUGUGGGCGUACACCUAGUUGGGCCAUUAGGAUUUAAGGUAGAUGAUACUAAACUGAAGCGUGCUGGACUGGAUUACUGGCCAUAUGUUGUUGUUAGAGUACAUCACUCAUGGACAGAGUUUCAAGACUAUUUCAAGCAACAGGAAGGGAAAAAGAGGUUGCUGGCUUUUACCAAAAGAGGAACUGCAAUUCAUUCAGACUUUUCAUACAGAAAAGGUGAUUAUCUGAUAUUUGGUUCUGAAACUUGUGGCCUACCGCCUGAUGUAUUGUUAGAUUGCAAAAGUGAAACCUUUGGUGGUGGAACCAUUCGGAUUCCAAUGGUUGAUACUUAUGUUAGAUGUCUGAAUCUCUCUGUGAGUGUUGGAAUUGCUUUGUAUGAAGCUUCUAGGCAGCUGAACUAUGAGCAGCUUCAAGGGCCCUCUGGAAAUUGUAGUGAUACUGAACAAUCAUUCCUGACUGAGGAUAUUUUUGCUUAAAUUUGUUGUAUCCAUCCAAAAUUUUGGACCUCUAUGAAUUGAGAUUUUUCAUGGUGAUCAUGACUUUAACUGUGAGGGUGAGGAAGGGGUAUUAAAGGAAAAAAAAAACUGCGCCCAAUAUUUUAACGACU
This is a messenger RNA of Theobroma cacao (cacao), 1061 nucleotides long. It is a transcript of the gene AGL26, whose product is annotated as tRNA (cytidine(34)-2'-O)-methyltransferase. NCBI's taxonomy places the organism in Eukaryota, Viridiplantae, Streptophyta, Magnoliopsida, Malvales, Malvaceae. The record is from RefSeq and is a predicted model, not a curated record. Gene Ontology annotation, molecular function: RNA binding; RNA methyltransferase activity. Gene Ontology annotation, biological process: wobble position ribose methylation.